Hypoxylon fragiforme is the source of this 2530-nucleotide messenger RNA. Its product is annotated as VAC1 protein. Gene Ontology annotation, biological process: DNA repair. The coding region runs from base 359 to 2338 and encodes 659 amino acids. The transcript has a single exon. The record is from RefSeq and is a predicted model, not a curated record. Gene Ontology annotation, molecular function: DNA binding; metal ion binding. Lineage: Eukaryota; Fungi; Ascomycota; Sordariomycetes; Xylariales; Hypoxylaceae.
UGUAAUUGCAACUGCAGCUGCAACCGCCGCAAGUUGUAGCAUCUAAUGUUUCUGCCUUGCGCCGCCGUAACUUCUCCAACUUCUUACAACAUUCCAACUUCCAAGUACCUACGAAUUCAAAUUCCGACACAUCUAUAUAUCGCCAACUAUUAUCGGAUGGACAAAUGGGACUUUACUUCGCAUCACCGAAUCUUAUCGCUUUCUCGAAACUCUAAUUUCCCCGACUCCCUUUCCUUUCCAGGGGUUCCGAAGGCGAGGUAGUAGAGGGUGCGAUACCUGGAAAUACAAAGCUCUCAUGGCUUUGGGAAUACUACAGCCACCUUUUGCCCUCUAGUACUAAUUCUAGGGCAAAAUCAUCAUGUCUGGUCGCAAGCUCGGUGGAGGAAGAAUACUAGGCAGUGGAAAAGGUCUCGCACCCCCAGCUCCUCCAGCCAUUCAGAGAGAGAGGGCUGCCAGUCCGUCCGCCCCGUCCGACAGCACCUUAUCCAUUGGAUCUCCCGCUACAUCUAUCUCCCCUGGAACCCCGAGCCUUUCACCUGAUUUCCCUCAGGAUCUCACCUCUAAUAUUAGCUUGGGUGGCCCAAGCAAUGGCGGCCAGCCAGGCUCAAAGCUCGUAUGUCCCAUCUGUGAGGAGGAGAUGUUAACGCUCUUGCAAUUGAACCGCCACAUCGAUGAUAUCCACCAGGAGCUACCCGAGUUCGAGCACGAUGAAGUCAAGUCAUGGAUUGAUAAGCAAGUCCUUAAGGCCAAGAAGUUCCAGCCCCUAUCCCUCAUCAAUCAGAAGCUUCGUGGCCUUGAUGUCUUCGAGUCGAACGAAUCAGCUGCGACACCGCCUCCUAUCACCCCAAGGACACCCAGAGCUCCCAUUGCAGAAUCACCUAUAGACCCUGACGAUAUAAUAACCAAAUCCCACUGGCAGCGGCAGGGUUUGAAUGAUUCAUGCACAGAUCCGGCAUGUGGUAAGAGAUUGGGGGCUGUCAAUGGUAGUAUAAACUGCAGGCAGUGUGGUAGAUUGUUCUGCGAGGAGCAUACCAUGUAUCAGAUGAAGUUAUCGAGGUCAGCGUCGCACGAACCGGUGAGGGGAUAUUGGUAUCGGGUAUGUGAAACGUGUUACAAAUCAAGAGAAGGAUAUAACGAUCAUAGCGGCUUAAUAAGGGAUCAUACGCCAGAUUUUGCCGCAAUACGAAGGAAGAAGGUCGAUAGGCAGACACUCGAAAUAUCUCGAUUGGAAAAGAGGCUUACUAAGCUGACCCAGUUACUCGCAAACCCGCCUGAAGAGGCCGGGGCAAGCAGUGGUACGGGCUUGCUGUCUUUAGCGGCGCAGAGGAACCAGAGAAAGGCUAUCGAGCAAUCAGUUGUGACGUGGGAGGAUGAUGGCAAAGUCCCGAAAUGUCCGUUUUGCCAACAGGAAUUCUCCUGGACGUUUAGGAGGCAUCAUUGUCGGUUAUGUGGACGAGUGGUAUGCGCAGAUCCUCAAACUGUGUGCUCAUUGGAGAUAGGUCUAAAUGUUGCGAAUCCAUCCGUUCCCGCCUCCGAAAAACCGGCAGGAGGCAACCCCAUCAGUAUUGAUAUUCGCAUGUGCCGGGAAUGCAAAUUUACCACCUUCUCCAAGAGAGACUUCAUGGACUCGAUUGUGCAUAAACCCCCAGAUCAGCGUGCUUACGAGACACUAAAGCAAUUUGAACGUGGUAUUCAGCUAUUAUUGCCCACUUUUCAAAGAGCCCUCGUACCACUGCAGGAUGAGGAUAGACCACCAAGUCAUGUACAAAUCCAGGAGGCAUCUAAAAUCCGAAAACGACUCACGGACAGCUUCACCAAGUAUGAUGUAGCAGCUCGGCGCAUCCGCGACAUGAAGACGGACAGCCCGACGCAGCAGUUAUUACAAAAGUCUAUUCACCAAGCAGCAUCCUCGUUCCUACACUUGCACAUGCUAUCUCUUAAAAAUCUGCCACGAAUGUUAAAGCAUAGUAGCUCCAGUUCCGGCUCUAGCAGAAAUCGCCUACUGGCUAAUAGUCAUGUAGCAAGCCCGCUACGCAACAACAGCGACGUGUUCGAGACAGCCAGCCAAACAAGUGAGACCAGCACGGUGGUAUCAGCGUUGGAGACAGAAGAAAAGGAUCUACGCGAGCGGCUCAUUGUGCUAGAGGAGCAAAAGUACAUGGUGCAACAGAUGAUCACCGGAGCGCACGGAGCCAGACGGUUCGAGGAGGUAAGCGCCCUGACGCGGAACGUCGAGGAGCUGGAUGUGGAAAUCGAGAGCGUGAGGAGUAAGGUUACGGUCGUCGAGAAUAGAUGGCAGGGCCUCUAUGCGAAUGGCCCGCCCGGUUUAGUCUCGUGAUUGCUUCUGUAGGCUGUGUACCUACCUCAGAGACCUACCUGGGUUAGGGACCUACAUGCGGUGGUGACAGAGACUACGGGUAUAAUAAUAAGGAGAUAAGGAAAUAAGCAUGGAGAAACCUAACUUGGAAGUGGAUGAGGAUUACAUUAUUCAUUAUUUGUACAGUAUUCAGCUAUUCUUGCAUUGCAUGGC